This is a messenger RNA of Papaver somniferum (opium poppy), 1535 nucleotides long. RefSeq names its product Down syndrome critical region protein 3 homolog. The transcript is spliced from 9 exons. Gene Ontology annotation, cellular component: endosome. NCBI's taxonomy places the organism in Eukaryota, Viridiplantae, Streptophyta, Magnoliopsida, Ranunculales, Papaveraceae. Gene Ontology annotation, biological process: intracellular protein transport. The record is from RefSeq and is a predicted model, not a curated record. Bases 91 to 1110 code for a protein of 339 amino acids.
CGGACCACCUGCUAGUUUUUCUUCUUCCUUUUUCUCCCCUUCGUUGGGGAUCGUGGCUGGCGGGGCUGGUGCCGAUCUUUGAAAUUUAACAUGUCUAUAGAGCUGAAACUUUCUCGAUCAAACCGUAUCUAUUGCCCCAAUGAACCAAUUGAUGGUAAAAUUAUCACAAAAUUUCCAUCUUCAAUUUCUCACCAAGGAAUCCGAAUCACUGCCACUGGAACCGUCAACUUGCAGGUUCGCGGUGGGUCGGCAGGAGUUAUCGAGUCCUUGUAUGGAGUUGUUAAACCCAUACCAAUCAUAAGCAAGACUUUCGAUAUCAGAUCUUCUGGGAGGAUUAGUUCAGGAACAACCGAGAUACCUUUCUCUGUAACAUUGAGACCACGAGGACAUGAUGGUUCUGAAAUAUUUUAUGAGACCUUCCAUGGAGCAAACAUCAGCAUCCAGUAUUUGAUAACAGCAGACCUUGUGAGAGGGUAUCUACAUAAAUCAUUGUCUGCUACUAUGGAGUACAUUGUUGAAAGUGAUAAAGCUAAUCUUCUUCAGGCACCAGACUCUCCUGAAAUGGUUAGCUUUUAUCUCACACGGGACACACAAAGACAUCCGCUGCUUCCUGAACUAUCUUCAGGUGAGUUUCGAGUCACGGGAAAAAUCUGUACUCAAUCCUCUCUUCUCGAUCCUAUCAAUGGGGAGGUAACAGUAGAAUCAUCCACAGUUCCUAUACACUCUAUCGAUAUUCAUCUACUCCGAAUAGAGUCAAUUCUGGUUGGGGAAAAGAUUGUGACUGAGACCUCGGUGAUUCAAACUACACAGAUAGCUGAUGGUGAUGUUUGUCGAGGAAUGACUUUACCCAUAUAUGUUAUUCUUCCUCGCCUUUUGACUUGUCCGACCAUCUUUGCAGGGCCAUUUUCAAUUGAAUUUCAGUUUUCUGUUGUGAUUAGCUUCCAGUCAGAGUUAUCGAAACUUCAACCAAAGGCUGAUCCUCGAACUCCCAGGCUUUGGGUGAGAACCAGUUGGUGGUAUAUCAAAGAUUUCAAAAAAAAAAGAAAGAAUACUAGUCUAUCUUAUAAAGAUACGCUAUUUUUCAGCUGGCAAUGGAAUCCCUGCCUAUAAGACUAUUUCGAACGAAGUGAUACUAUGCUGCAAUGAGGUCUUGUGGUGCUCAGGAGAGGAUUGCCCUGCAGCUUAUGAGAAAGCUGUGUAAAGUGUUAUGCAUCACAAUUUUAAACUGUAGGAAAAUGGUCCCAAGGUACAUGAAUUUGCAUUGCGACCAUGUCCAGGUGAAAUUUGGGUUUUGCAACAUUUCAGGAGAGGAUUGCCCUGCAGCUUAUGAGAAAGCUGUGUAAAGUGUUAUGCAUCACAAUUUUUAAACUGUAGGAAAAUGGUCCCAAGGUACAUGAAUUUGCAUUGCGACCAUUACCUGAGAAUAAAACUAGAAAGACUUGGUUGUUAUUGUGUAGUAUGGUGUGUUUGGUACAGGGACUCAUUGCAGGUGAAAAGCAAAAAAUAACUAAUAUAAGAAGUUACCUUUUUAUUUA